UCCUGGUUCCUUUACCUCAAGGGCUGCUGCAGACGGACUCCAUACCCGAGGUUGGAGAGGAUGCUGCUGCUACGGUCGGUAUGUCUGACAUGCUGUCAGAAGAAGAACAGGACGAGCUGAGAAAAGAACUUGCUAAGGUAGAAGAAGAGAUCCAGACRCUCUCACAAGUACUGGCUGCCAAAGAGAAGCAUCUAGCAGAAAUCAAGAGGAAGCUGGGAAUUAACUCACUGCAGGAAUUCAAGCAGAACAUCACCAAAAGCUGGCAAGAUGUCACGUCGACCACAGCCUACAAGAAGACCUCAGAAACCCUGUCUCAGGCUGGUCAGAAGGCCUCUGCUGCUUUUUCCUCUGUUGGCUCCGUCAUAACCAAGAAGUUUGAAGAUGUCAGUAUACGCUCCAUACAACAUUCAAUUAGCAUGCCUAUUAUGAGAAAUUCUCCAACUUUCAAAUCGUUUGAGGAGAAAGUUGAAAACUUGAAGUCCAAAGUCGGAGGAGGCAAGCCCGCCGGGGGAGACUUUGGAGAGGUCCUGAACUCCGCCGCCAGCGCUAGUGCCACGGAAGCCAUCGCAGAGCAGACGCCGGAGGAGACCCACUGAGCUCCCCGCCGAUGCUGCCGGCCAAACUAAGCACACCCGUAACGUCCUCCGCGCUCCUGCCACCAGAUGUGCUUUUAUUCAGCACCCAGCUGUUUUACCAGAUUAAUUGAUAUCAAGCUUGUUUGAGGGUUUGAGAUAUUUUUUGAAACUAAAAUAUAUUGUUUGGGGGUUUUGUGGGGGAAGGGGAAUUUUUAUGCCUUUCAAGCGUUUAAAGGACUUUUCCCUAAGUUGAAGGCAGCCUUUGAAAUAUAGCAUUGAAAAAGYGCUUUGGAGAAGUUAAUUAUACUGUACAUAUACUGUGGAUACGUAACUUCUUUUCAGUCUGUAACUACUGUUCAACUUAAUCACUGUAAAUCUACUUCUGCCAAACCGAAGCUUGUUACUUCACUUGCUUGUGAUUAUUCCAGUUAAGUGUUGCCUACGUGGGACACGCACCUAGGAAGCUCGCUUCCCACUCAGGAAAGGACUGCUGCUCCGACAUGCUGAAGUUAUUCUCGGCAGGAUUACAGAUAUGUGGGAAUAUGGUGUGUUGAGAGCUUGUUCCUUGUACGGCAGGUGUAGCUUAGGGUAAUGCUCAACACCUGAAAYGUGCUCAUUGCUCUGUGGAUCAGCUACCUGGGGCGUUUUGGGCCAUUGCAAAUGGAAGCAAGAUGCCUAGUAAUGUUGGUCUAGUUCAGGUGCACUAAGCCUGCCCAUGUUUUAUAUGUGAUCUUAAAGUGUGAAGAUACUUAACUGAAAAUUUUAUUGCGUUGUGAGUAGAUUCAUCUGAAACCUGUUUGCACUAGAGAAGCAUGGAGUGUAAGGCAUAAGCCUGGCCAUGAGGGUAUUUUAGUUUUUCUUUUUUGGGCAUCAGUUGCGCUCAAAUGUUUGUCAAGCAACACUGAUGGCCCUGUAGAMUGAGCCUCUAAAAGUAGCUCUGCUCCAUAAUAUAUAUAUAUAUUUUAUGUUAAAGGCCUGCACCCCUUGUGCACCUGCUCCUGCUUGAGGCCACAGGGCUCCGUUUUGAGAGGUGCGCCAAGCCAUGCUGCUGCACAGACAUCUUGCAACAUCUGCCCUCCUACUUGUUGCUUUAUCCACUAUAUGUGCGCUUAAAUUCUUGUAUGCUUCUGGCACGUGGYGUCUGUAAGAUCACAACUUUUGGCAAAUGUUUUAU
This is a messenger RNA of Nothoprocta perdicaria, 1749 nucleotides long. It is a transcript of the gene TPD52, whose product is annotated as tumor protein D52. Bases 81 to 596 code for a protein of 171 amino acids. Lineage: Eukaryota; Metazoa; Chordata; Aves; Tinamiformes; Tinamidae. Gene Ontology annotation, cellular component: cytoplasm. The record is from RefSeq and is a predicted model, not a curated record. Gene Ontology annotation, biological process: B cell differentiation. The transcript has 6 exons.